Messenger RNA from Homarus americanus (American lobster), 3653 nucleotides. Its product is annotated as ATP-dependent RNA helicase DDX54-like. Lineage: Eukaryota; Metazoa; Arthropoda; Malacostraca; Decapoda; Nephropidae. Gene Ontology annotation, cellular component: nucleus. Gene Ontology annotation, molecular function: RNA helicase activity; ATP binding; RNA binding. The record is from RefSeq and is a predicted model, not a curated record. The coding region runs from base 103 to 2646 and encodes 847 amino acids. The transcript is spliced from 17 exons.
ACUAGUAUCUGCCUGCUUAGAUGUAUGUAAACAUUGCGUCUGUGAGACACGUGGGUUGGAUGGUGUUCAUCGUAGGAGAGUAAGGAAGAUUAAAGACAGAUCAUGGCAGAAGAUUUAGAAGGGUGGGGGGCCACAGAUGCACCGAUGGAUGGAUAUGCAUCAGAGGGAGAACUGGAUACUCGUAAGCUUAUUGCAGCCAAGAACCGGAAAAAGAAGAAGUCUGGAGGUUUUCAGUCAAUGGGUCUCAGCAACCCAGUGUUCCGGGGAGUGAUGAAAAAAGGAUACAAGGUGCCAACCCCUAUCCAGCGUAAGACUGUUCCCUUAAUUUUAGAGGGUAAGGACGUAGUGGCAAUGGCAAGAACAGGUAGUGGAAAGACUGCCUGUUUUCUAAUACCCUUGUUUGAGAAGUUACAAAGCCACUCUGCCCAAACAGGUGCACGUGCUCUGAUUCUCUCACCCACACGUGAAUUGGCCCUACAGACCCUGAAGUUUACAAAAGAACUUGGCCGUUAUACAGGAUUGAGAGCAGCAGUCAUUGUGGGAGGAGAUAGCAUUGAAGGACAGUUUGCAGCAUUACAUGAUAAUCCUGAUAUCAUAAUAGCAGCACCUGGAAGACUGGUGCACAUCUGUGUAGAAAUGAACCUUAAACUUCAGAAUGUUGAGUAUGUAGUCUUUGAUGAGGCUGAUCGGCUGUACGAAAUGGGAUUUGCAGAACAACUUACCGAGAUAAUCAGGCGACUCCCAGAAGUUCGACAGACACUCCUAUUUUCAGCAACACUUCCAAAAAUGUUAAUUGAGUUUGCUAGAGCAGGUUUGACAGAUCCUGUUUUAAUUCGAUUGGAUGUAGAACAUGUUCUUUCAGAAAAUUUAAAGAUGGCUUUCUUCAAAUGUAACUCAGAUGACAAGUUGGCAUUACUAUUUCAUAUCCUGCAGCAUACCAUUAGUGAUCGACAGCAGUCUGUGAUAUUUGCUGCCACAAAGCAUCAUGUUGAAUAUUUACACAUGGCUCUGGAUAUGGCAAAUAUUCCUAACACUUACUGUUACUCUGCAUUAGACCCAGCUGCCAGAAAGAUCAAUGUUGCCAAGUUCCAAACAAAAAAGGUUCGAUGUCUGAUUGUGACAGAUGUAGCAGCUCGUGGUAUUGACAUUCCCCUGCUAGACAAUGUUAUCAAUUUCAACUUCCCUGCAAAACCAAAACUGUUUGUUCAUAGAGUAGGUAGAGUUGCUCGAGCUGGGAGGAGUGGUGUUGCCUUUUCUUUUGUUGCACCAGAUGAGGCUGCAUACCUUUUGGAUUUACAUCUCUUUCUUUCAAAGGAAAUCAGAUUUGCACCCCACCCUCCAGAUAAGAGCAAGAAAGAUGAUUGGAGUUAUAUGUAUGGUUCUGUACCACAAACACUCUUGGAUAAUGAAGCUGAACAGAUCAUACACAUGCACAAAACUUCAACAGAACUAACAAAUAUGCAAAAUGUGAUAAGCAAUGCCUUCAAGCAGUAUGUUAAGUCUCGACCAGCCCCCAGCAGCGAGAGUAUUAAGCGCAUGAAGGAGAGUCAUUGGGUGUGCACUGUUGGUGUACAUCCCCUUCUGAUUGCUGACAGUAUGGACAUAGAAGAGCGACGCCUGGAAAUGUUACAUGCCUUGAAAACCCUUCAGCCUAAAGGAACGGUUUUUGAAAUGAUUAAAACCCGUAAAGAUGCAAACACACAAGUAAUAAAAAAUAUGAAAGAAAAGCGGGGGUACGAUGAAAAAAGGAUUGAGGCCUUUCACAAGAACUUGCAGGCCAAACAAACUGCCAAGGAAGAAAAGGAAGCUUCAUCAAAACAGGUAACGGAAAAAUUGAAUCAUUUGGAGCAGAGUACUGCAGAGGAGGUAGAAAGUACAUUUUCAUCAAUUGUUGGCUUUGGGAAGAAGAAGAAAGACAAUAAUCAACAUAAUGGCACUCUAGAGCUAAAUAGGGGUUUGAAGAGGAAGGCUUCAGCAGAGAGUAAAGAUCAAGUACAAAGUAAAAAGAAGAAGAACAAGGAAAACCAAGACUUUAAAGACAAGCAGUUCUAUAUGUCAUAUUCACGAGACGACCAAUUUGCCGAGCAAGGAUAUUCUUUAGGUACAAGUUUCCAAAAAGAAGCUAAUGAAGCAGUUUUGGAACUUACUCAAGAUGAGGAUUUGAAGCAGAGACAGAAUAACUCAUUACAUAAAUGGGAUCGUAACAAGAAGAGAUUUGUUGGAACUCAGGAUCAGCAGAAAAAGAUCAAAACAGAGUCUGGUGUGUGGAUUGCUGCAUCAUACAAAACUAAUAGAUAUCAGAAAUGGAUAGAAAAGGGGAAGGCAGCAGCAGAAGAGAGUAGUGAUGAAGAUGAGGACAGUACAGCAGGAAUCACCAACAAAGGAAGGAAAGGAAGGAAGAAAUUCCAAACUGUCAACAGAAAAUCACAAGGAAAGAAACAUCCUCUCCUCAAAGGCAAGGAAGGACCCAAGACCAAACAUCCACCCAGAAGAGAACUAAGAACUGAAGAUGAAAUUGUCAAAGAAACAAAAAGAAUAGAAAAUGAACGCAAGAAGCAUAUGGAAAAUAUGUUAAAAAAAAGGGCCAAAAAGGGAAAAAAUAGAAAAAAUCGUGGCGGCCGUAACAAGAAAAAUAGCAGGAAAUAAUUUGAGGAAUGUAAAUCUGCACCGCAACAUAUGAUGUACAGUCAACCCUCAAUCAGCUCGCGGGUUUUGUUAAUGAAAACUCUGUGAAGACCCAAAACCGCGAUGUUCGCCUAAGGGAAGUUAAAAUUGAAAAAAAAAUUAAGAAAACCCCACUCCAUAAUGCAUUUACUUCCCACUUAUGCUCUUUAUUUUUCUUAUUUUAUAGUUUUAUAUUAUAUUUUCUUUAUUUCUAAGCUACAUCAUUUAUAUAGAGUAGAAUAAUUGUCAAAGAAGUCUGUUUUUUGAGACAUGCGAAGAGAGUCAGCUGGCUAACAUGCCAGUCAGCUGUGGCCUGCAAGAUGGUAAUGCAUGCUGUCAUUGUUAUAUAUAAUGAAACUAUAAGCGGUGUGGUUAAAUCAUUUCAAUACUCUAAAGAACUUAGAAAUGAAGAAAAUAUAAUAUAAAAAUUAUGUAGAGCAUGGGUGUGUAUUCUGUGUGGAAGCAGUGGGCAGUUUGUCAAUUGCUUAUCUGGCGACUCGGCUGGUUAGGCCUAAUUCAGUAUAAAGGCGCACCACACAACCACCUCUACUGUAAGCUUACUUUAUCCCCCUUGCCACUGAUUGCCAUGUUGAUUUCAGCAGAGAAUAUUUAAGAAAAAUAAUAAAAGCAAAAUUUAUACAAAAUGGUAAUUGUACAUGAAAGUUGUGGAAAAAUCAUUUCAAUACCUUAAUGUGACUUAGAAAUAAAUAAAAUACAGUAUAAUAUAAAACUAUAAAAUAACCAUAUGAAGAGCAUGUGUGUGUAUUCUGCGUCUCUAAGAUGCAGUGGAACUCUCCCGCGCCACCAAAGAGACCCCUUGCGGCCAGUAGCGCAAGUUGUUGAACACAUGUACAUAACCUCCCUUGCUCCCCAUGCAAUCCGUGGAGGAGCGAAGGCCACAUAGUUUAAGGGUUUACUGUACACAUAAAUAUGUUUUAAUAAAAUAGAUGAUUCAAAUGACUUAUUAAAUAAAAAAUUUAUAAUGGUUA